Messenger RNA from Anoplophora glabripennis (Asian longhorned beetle), 776 nucleotides. Its product is annotated as GILT-like protein 1. Lineage: Eukaryota; Metazoa; Arthropoda; Insecta; Coleoptera; Cerambycidae. Gene Ontology annotation, molecular function: oxidoreductase activity, acting on a sulfur group of donors, disulfide as acceptor. The coding region runs from base 74 to 688 and encodes 204 amino acids. The record is from RefSeq and is a predicted model, not a curated record. The transcript has 5 exons.
UAAGGUCAGUAUACACAAGUUUUUCUGCAAGACUAGCGUCUUCAUCUUCAAGCCAGAACACAGUAUCGCAGUUAUGAAGGUAACACAUGUGCUGCCGUUACUUUUGUUUUUUAGAGAAGUCUAUCUGGAAAGCAAGUUAAACGUUGAAAUAUUAUUCGAAUCUCUCUGUCCAGACAGUUUGAGGUUCAUUAGGGAACAAUUACAUCCUCAUUUGAAAGAAUUGGCGCCGUACGUGAAUUUAAAAUUAGUGCCUUUCGGUAAAAGUGCAAGUUUGGAAGAUGGCACUCAAUUUAUUUGUCAACAUGGUCCUCAGGAAUGUAAAGGAAAUCGAAUCAUGUCUUGCGCUUUGGAAAGGAUAUCCGAUCAGACUCUACAAGUGGACUAUGUAAAUUGUUUCAUGACUAUUUUCAAGAGAGGCAAACAUAAUCCAGAAGAAUUUGGUCAAUUGUGUGCAAUGCAGUCUGGACUAGAUAUAAAUGACGUAAUGAAAUGUUACAAUACAAAUGAGGGAACCAUACACCAAUUAAGGGCUGAGGAUGACACUGUCAGAAUAUUGCCGAAAUUUAUUCCUACAGUGUUAUACAAUGGAGAAUUCGUGCAACAACUUCAAGAUGAAAGUUUACUAGAUUUUAAAGGUGUUGUAUGUAGACUGAUAAGUAAAAAUUUUCCAGGUUCUUGUUUAUAUUAAAAAAUAGCUUUUUAGUUCAUAAGUUUAUCAAUAUGCCUAAUUUAUUUUUUUAGUAUUUAUACCUAAAUUAUUGCAAUUUUAUAUAAUA